AUGGGUAACAGCUCGCGCAGGUUCCUCGACCCUAACCUUACAACCGCCUCCAUAACCAGGUCCCUCGACCCUCAAGCCUUACAACCGACUCACAACCUAGGUUCCUCGACCCUCAUCCUCACAACCCAAAUCCCUCGACCCUCAACCUCACAACCGACUCACAACCCAGGUUCCUCGACCCUCAACCUCACAACCGCCUCACAACCCAGUUUCUCGCCUCAACUCAAACGCCUCAAAACCCAGGUUUCUCGAACUCAACCUCACACACGAUCACACCCAGGUUAUCCUCGACUAAGCAUCACAACCAGUUCCUCAACCCUAACGUCACACACCCAGCGUUUUCUCGACCCCCACCACAACCGGCUCAAAAACCCAGUGAGUCUCAUAGAGGUCCAGCACACGUUCAGCGGGAUUAGCUCUAGGCCGAAUGCACCUAACGCGGAGGCACGAUCUUAUAGGAUCACAUCUGUGUGCGGCUCAAAACCAAGGUGUCUUAGAGUCUUUAAGUUAGCCGUUACGACGAAGUCCCGUCUGCCCCCUCGAGCUCAUAGACCACGCUCCUUAGUCGCUCUCAAGCACUCAACAACUCCAAUGUCCCCGCCCUCCAAUGCUCAACAGGUCCCGCUCGCCUCUAACCUCCACCCAAACCGCAAGUCCUCGCCCUUGCCACCUCGUACCCAGUCCCUUCGCGGUCGAACUCACAACCACGUCCCUCGCCCUCAACCUCACAACCACGUAUCACCUAAAACCAAGUCCCUUCGCCCCUCAACUUCACAACCCGUAAGUCCUUGCGCUACAGGCCUCUACAACCCCGUACUCCGACCUCAACCUCACAACCCACGUCCCUCGCCCCUCAACCUCACAACCCACGUCCUGCCCUCAGCUCAAACCAAGUUCCCCUCGACGCUAGAACCUCACAACCACGAUCCUCGCCCUCAACCUAGACAAGCAAGUCCUCGCCGUGUAACCUCACAACAAAGUCCCUCGAAGUCACCCACAUUACCCACGUCUUCGCCCUCAACGCUCACAACCACGUUUCCUCGCCCUUCAAGCCGUCAAACCAAGUCCCUCGCGCCUCGCAAUCACAACUGCAGAUCUGCGACUCAACAACCCACGUCCCUCUAA
This is a messenger RNA of Penaeus vannamei (Pacific white shrimp), 1125 nucleotides long. NCBI's taxonomy places the organism in Eukaryota, Metazoa, Arthropoda, Malacostraca, Decapoda, Penaeidae. The record is from RefSeq and is a predicted model, not a curated record.